UCUCUCUCUCUCACUUUUGCGCGCGCGCUUACAGGAAUGCCUCGGGCGGCGAGAAAGGCGCUUUAGAAGAUGCCCAGGCUGGAGCCAGCUUGCUGGCGGGCGGGCGGCAUGGCGACGAGCGGCGAGGCGGCGUCUCCCCUUUUGCGGGGCUGAGGCUCUGAGGCUACUGCCGCCGCCGCCCGGCGCACAAUGAAACUCUACUGCAAAGUGGUGGCCCUAGCGCUCUGCCUGGCGCUCCUGCUGCUGCUCUACCUCUUCGUGGGCAGCGACGCCGACGAGCCGCCUUUGAAAGCGGCCGCGGGGGGAAGCCGCCCGGCGCGCGCCUCUUCCUCCUCCGGCCCCGGCGGGGAAUUCGCCGCGGGGCGCUUCCGACCCGUCCAGGCUGCGGAGCGAGAGGAGGAAGAAGAAGCGGCGGCGGUGGCGGCGGCUCAGGUUUCCAAGAGGGAGCCACGUCUCCACAGAAAAACGGGCAGGCGCGGCGCUGCCCGAGGGAAGUUUGCGAACGUGAGGAGACCAAAGGACCAGAAGCAUUCUGCAGCCUCGCUCUCAUCUCCACAGUGGAUGCAUCUUGCGGUUGUAGCAUGUGGCGACCGGCUGGAAGAAACUCUCGUCAUGCUGAAAUCAGCAGUUCUCUUUAGCUACAGGAAACUCAGAUUUCACAUCUUUGCUGAGGAUUCCCUGAAACCCCAAUUUGAGAGGAAACUACAGGAAUGGCCCCCUUCGUACACAAAGAAGUUUGAAUAUAAUGUCUACCCAAUCGCCUUUUCAGUGGGAAAUGCUCAGGAAUGGAAAAAAUUAUUCAAGCCAUGCGCUGCCCAGCGGCUCUUUCUCCCGACCAUUUUAAAAGAUGUAGAUUCCCUUCUGUAUGUGGACACAGAUGUCCUAUUUUUGCGACCCAUUGAUGACAUCUGGGGCUUCCUGAGAGCAUUCAAUUCCACCCAGCUGGCUGCCAUGGCUCCAGAACACGAAAUACCAAAGAUUGGCUGGUACAGUCGGUUUGCUCGCCACCCAUAUUACGGAGUGACUGGGGUAAAUUCUGGAGUCAUGCUGAUGAAUUUAACCCGUAUUAGGAAUGCCCAGUUCAAGAACAGCAUGAUACCAACAGGCUUGACAUGGGAGGAGAUGUUGUAUCCUUUAUACCAAAAGUACAAAAACUACAUAACUUGGGGAGACCAGGACUUGCUCAACAUCAUAUUUUACUUUAAUCCAGAGUGUCUCUAUCUGUUUCCUUGCCAAUGGAACUAUCGGCCGGAUCAUUGCAUGUAUGGCAGUAACUGUAAAGGAGCAGAGGAAGAAGGUGUUUCUAUUCUCCAUGGGAACAGAGGUGUCUACCACGAUGACAAACAGCCUACUUUCAAAGCACUCUAUGAAGUGAUACGUGAUUUUCCCUUUGAAGACAAUCUCUUCCAAUCGAUGUACUACCCUCUCCAGUCAAAAUUCCUUGAUACUGUACACACUUUAUGUGGCCGAAUUCCUCAGGUUUUUCUGAAACAAAUCGAAAGAACCAUGAAGAAAGUCUACGAAAGCCGGGUGAUCGUCAACGUUGGGGCCAACUUCAGAUUAUAAGCGCAGCAAUAUAUUUUGAUACGGUUUUCAUAUUCUUAUCCAGUCCUCCUAAGGUACAUUAGGCUAUUUUAGGCUGCAAUCCUAUACUUCCCUGGGAGCAAGUCCAACCUAACUCAGUGGGGCUUACUUCAGAGUAGGCAUGUAUAGGCCUGUGCCAUCGGACAGUUUGCAGCUUGAGCAAAAGUGCCAGUUGGGGUAUUCAUUUAUUGGUUUGGUUUUAAUGGUGCACACACACAAUUAACGAGGUUGAUGAUGAUGAGAGUGGACAUGGGUGAAAGUCUAGGGAUUUCACUGGAAGAUGUCGGGAUUUUUCUGCAAUUGAUUGCUAAAGCACGGAGUCUGGGCGUGUAAAAAUUUUUAAAAUUUCAGCUGCCCAGGAAAAUGAAUGCCUUGAAGUAGGUAGAGACAGAUAUUGGGUGAAUCCUGAAUUUCUGUGAGAAGGUCACUUUCUUCUUCAAAGUCAUUACUUCUACUUGAAAGAAAUUUUGUUGACUAUGCUCACAGGUAUCACUUAAGUUUUACAGUGGCAGAGGAAGGAAAUGCAUUAACUUUUCCUCACGUAAUGAACUUGUUGCUCUUCUCUCUCUACUUCCUAAGACUGGUGUGAGGAGCCUUUGGCCCUGCAGAUGUUGCUGUACCGCAAUUCCCAUCAACUGGCCAUGGUUGCUGGGGCUGAAGGGAGUUUUGGUUCAGGAAGAUCUGGAAAGCCAAAGGUUCCCCAUGCUUGUCCUAAAUCUUAUCAGCAUUUUGGACCUUGAUACUUCCCUCGUGAACAUCUUUCCUCCAUGGUGGUUACCAAAGCUAGUGUAGGAAGUACCAAUGAAAUACAAAAGUUUGUUAAGUUAACAGACUAGCACCAGAGCCAGAUACAAGGAAACAGUUUUGCAACAACAAACAUACCAUCACAGCAAUCUAUCAACUGAGCAUUAAUUAGGAUCAGUGUGUAGGCUGCUUCCUUUGAGCCAAACAUGAAACUGAGGGAAAUUCAUCCUGGCUGUACGUUUACAUUGCACUGUUAUAUUUGAGACAGGGCUAUCUAUCUUCUCUACAGCAACAGGGGAACUUGCUGCUGCAGAAGCGCACUUGGUAGAUUGUAGUUAGAGGUCACAAGCCACUUGGAACAUCUUCCCUGCAAGCCCCAAUGGGUGAAUUGAAGAUGCAUAAAACCCUUGCUCAACUCCUGUGCAUUUGAAAUUCAGUGUGGCUGUAUAAGGGGCAGUUUAUGAACUGUGCAAAAAUUAGAGGUGGAGUGGGAGAGAUGUUAGGUUAGUAACAGAUCUUGAAACAGGCUGAUGGCUUUGUCUUUUGGGUUUUUUUAAAGUAAGCUGUAAGUAGAUUUCAUACUUGUCUAGGCUGAAGUCAGCCUGAGGACUUGGAUCCCUUCCUCUACUGCUAAUAGCAAAUGCCUACUAAUUGCCAUGGCACCAAGUGCAGACUACCUGCUUUUGGUUGCUUUUGCCAUGCCAAGACCCCACUCCCCCAGAGACACAUUUGUCCUCAAAAGUAUAUUAUGGAUACCAGUACUGUAUAAAUUUAUAGUGUCUCAUUGAUUUGGGAUACAAGCCCUCCGAUUUAGCAGCCGUCUUCCAUGCACAGAAACUGUUAAUGACUUCUUGCUACACAGAAUAAAUAAGGAGCUGCUCCACUGUUCUUUCUUGCACACAGGGGAUCCUGUGUAGGAAGUUCCUAUGUGUGGGUAACAAAUGAGAACAAAUGGUAGAAUAAAAAGGCGAUAGAAUAGAUUCAUCUAUACCAAGUGUUGUCCAUGUGGAAGUUGCUGCAGUGGCACAGAGCAGUACAGCUAGUCAGUCUGCAUUGCCGCACUGCCUGUGCACAUCUCGAGGCUCAUUCAGACCUGGAGAAGCCAUUUUCAGGGUCAAAUAUAUGCAGCCAUUUUGUUUAAAGCAUCACCAGCAUUGAUAGGGCUCUGGCUCAACCACCCUCACUAGUGGAUGCAAAGUUCAAUGGUGCAAAGAGGAGCAUUUCUAUGACUACAGCACCAACAGCGGCAAAGGAACGAGCAGUGUUGAUAGUGCAAUAUACGACACUGUUAUAAUAAGUACCAGUGUUGUUCCAGCACCAUCUCUUAUCAUUUCAUAGUAUUUAUUACCACCUGUGGGAGAAAUAAUAACUUACUUUCUCUCUGCCAGUGUUUACGCCACUAAUGAGAAUAGCAGGCACUGCCGGUGCUAUUUCCUUGCCACAUGUUGUUGUUGUUUAGUCGUUUAGUCGUGUCCGACUCUUCGUGACCCCAUGGACCAUAGCACGCCAGGCACUCCUGUCUUGCACUGCCUCCCGCAGUUUGGUCACACUCAUGUUCGUAGCUUCGAGAACACUGUCCAACCAUCUUGUCCUCUGUCGUCCCCUUCUCCUAGUGCCCUCAAUCUUUCCCAACAUCAGGGUCUUUUCCAAGGAUUCUUCUCUUCUCAUGAGGUGGCCAAAGUAUUGGAGCCUCAGCUUCACGAUCUGUCCUUCCAGGGAGCACUCAGGGCUGAUUUCCUUAAGAAUGAAUAGGUUUGAUCUUCUUGCAGUCCAUGGGACUCUCAAGAGUCUCCUCCAGCACCAUAAUUCAAAAGCAUCAAUUCUUCGGCGAUCAGCCUUCUUUAUGGUCCAGCUCUCACUUCCAUACAUCACUACUGGGAAAACCAUAGCUUUUACUAUACGGACCUUUGUCGGCAAGGUGAUGUCUCUGCUUUUUAAGAUGCUGUCUAGGUUUGUCAUUGCUUUUCUCCCAAGAAGCAGGCGUCUUUUAAUUUCGUGACUGCUGUCACCAUCUGCAGUGAUCAAGGAGCCCAAGAAAGUAAAAUCUCUCACUGCCUCCAUUUCUUCCCCUUCUAUUUGCCAGGAGGUGAUGGGACCAGUGGCCAUGAUCUUGGUUUUUUUUGAUGUUGAGCUUCAGACCAUAUUUUGCGCUCUCCUCUUUCACCCUCAUUAAAAGGUUCUUUAAUUCCUCCUCGCUUUCUGCCAUCAAGGUUGUGUCAUCUGCAUAUCUGAGGUUGUUGAUAUUUCUUCCAACAAUCUUAAUUCCGGCUUGGGAUAAGGUGACAUGGGACUCUUUGGUCAUGGUGCAACACAGAGUUAAGUGUCCCUACAUUCAUUAAUCUUGAUGGGCUUAAGCUCGCUUAUGUCUGUGACAGAUUGUGCCUCACUUUCCUGGCAACAGAUGAAUACAGCUGUUCUUCUGAAGCAGAAGUGUGGUAACAGCCCCAUUCCUGAGGGAAAAUGCAGAAAACGCAGAAAUGGGAUUGCAUCAUUCCACCUGUAGAAUUUGAAGAACUGACAGAAUGUCUGCUGUAAUUCCCCCCUCCCCCCUCAACCACCCCCAUCCAUACUCUGUGCCACCCCCCAACCCGUUUCCUGAAGGUUGAAGAACCUUUCAGAACAGAUUUGGGAAGAGGAAGUUCCGUCAUGCAAUGAAAAAUCCUUCCAGUGAUGGAACAUUCACCAUAGCGCUACUUUGAAUAUAACCUCAGGUUACUUAGCAGCUGUCUUUUGGAGAUGUCUGGUGUAGCGUAUGGCUUCAGAACAAAUUCUGAAUAUGUGCAGUUUCUUUUGUGAAAGGGGUUCCUGUUACCCUACAUAUCUUUUAAGAUUUCUGUGUGACACCUGAGAGCAUGCCCAUGUUUCGAGCUCUGAAAGGAUCUUCAGUGUGUUCUGAAAAUUCUGAAGGCCGCCAUGUUUCAGGUAACAUGGUCUACAACACAGAGGGAGAAGUGUAGUACAAGUAACUGCUACAUACACAAACCUAGCAUUUGAUUCAGGCCAGUCUGACAAAUGUGUGUGGUAAUCUGAUCUCGGACUCUGGAGAGGAGGACAGGUAUGAAACUUCUGCUGAAAUUCAGUAACAAAUGCUGGUCAUAUGCCUUCUGCUUUCAGAGUCAAGCGUUUAAGUCCUUCUCGUGUAUUCAGAUAUUGAGUUCCAAUUUCAUGAUUAUGGUAAAGCAAAAGGGGUAAUGAAGGAAGCAAAGGGCUUGAGUUGGGUAUGGAGCAGGGAUGGGUGUGACCCUCCAGAUGCCAUUGGACUAUAACUCCUAUUUUUCCUGACCAUUGAUAAUGCUGUCUGGGGCUGAUGGGAGUUGGAGCCACCAAUAUUUGGCUGGCAACAAGCCCUCUGCCCCUGUUGCAGAAGAAAACAUCCUCACUCCUGGUGCUUGAUGGAUUUUCAGAAGCUGCAAUGUUUUUUUGUAUUUUUGUUUUUGUUUUUUACAAGGAAGCGUAUUUUCUCCAAUGUCUGCCUUUGGUAUAUGAAGGAUUUGGUUUAACAUUAAAAAACCAUUCUGCACAAUAUUAAUGGAAUUAUGCAAAAGAAAUUGUUUUCCAUAUGCAUUUUAUUUGGCUUGGGAGGGUGUAGCCGCUAAAGUUCUUAAGGGGAUAUAUAUUAUAUAAAUGUUUACUUUUUCGCAUAGUAAUUUAUACUUUGCUGCAAUUUAUGGCACUAUAUCACAUUUACGUUUUUAACAAUAGUUUGUUUUUGCAAUAGUUUGUUUUUGAAAGACUUUUAUUAACAUUAUGCCAUACCCAUUGCUGAUUUCUUUGAAAAGUGCUUCACUUAUUAUAAAAUACUGGACAUAUACAGUUGUACCUUGGUUCUCAAACAGAAUCCAUUCCGGAAGUCCGUUCGACUUCCGAGAACGUUCAAAAACCAAGGGGCGGCAUCUGAUUGGCUGCAGGAGCUUCCUGCAUUCAAUCAGAAGCCAUGUCGGACGUUCAGCUUCCGAAAAACGUUUGCAAACUGGAACACUUACUUCUGGGUUUGUGGUGUUCGGGAGCCAAAAUGUUUGGGUCACAAGGCAUUAGAGAACCAAGGUACAACUGUAUAAACCUCUUCCUCAUCCCCAUGUAGUAUUAGUAUAUUCUCAACUAGAAUAAUCUUGCCGGAAGAGUGUUUUCCACCUAUUGUGAUUUAGAAGGAGGAGGUGUCAUCAGAAUGCUUACUAACCAACCCAGAAAAGGUCACAGUUUUAAAAUAUUUGCAGCAAAUGCAUCCAUCUAUUCCAACCUUGUUGUGGAUGGGCUUGUGAUGAAGCCACAGCCUGAUUGAUUCACCACCUACCUACCCAUGAGCUAUUCAUGAUAUGAUGAGCUCACUGUGCAUUAAAUGCAGUCAGUGAGUGAGCAGCAAAAUGCUAAAGUGCUCAGUGGUGAGCACAUAUUUUAUGUGCAGAAUAUCUCAGGAUCACAGGUGACGCCUUGAAGAACUGUCAGCAUAGGUGGCACGAGGCUAGACAGAUCAAUAGCCUUACUUUAUACAUUCACACUGCACACCUCCAGGUGCAAAAAAAGACAAACCAGCAUGUUAACAUGUGGCGCAAACAAUAUAAUCUAGCCUUGCACUCUUUAAAUCUUACCUAUGGAAAUAAUUAAACGUACAACCCUAAGCAUCCUUAUGUAUGCAGAUUUAAUUCAGUUGGAGUCACUGUCCAGUCUUGGGCAGAGUUAGGCGUGGUUCUUGCUUUCAAGCUUAGAUGUGCCUAAUUGUGCUGUCAGGCUGCAAACAUGCUUAUGAUUUCAGCAACUGCCCAAACCUUAUCUCAAAGAGUUUGGCCAUUCAAGCUCAAGAGAUCCUGUUGAGGGCAAAAUAAGCUAUUUAGCAUUAAGCUAGUGCAUAACCCAUUUUGAUCUGUGUAGCGUUCCUCCAGUUGCUUUAGUAUACUCAGCUAGACUCUCUAUGACCUCGCUGGAUUCCAAACCCCCAAGUACGAGUCGAUGGAGUUUUGCCAAGCAAAAACUCCUGCCUUCCCAUUUUCCCUGGUGUAAAACACAACACCUUAAUAACUGUGACGCCGCAACACUUUACAUAAAAAUAACCCCUACAGUCCAUAGGACUUUUGAGUAAUAUUUUUAGGAAUUGGGAAGUUCAGUCAUGAAGUCUAGCAUAAACUUUGUAAGCACAAAUUAUUUGAAAUAAUUUACUCAAGAAUAGUAGUUGAGCAGAACUGAAAUAUUCAAGGUGUUGUUUUUUUUAAAAAAAAUUCUGCCAAGGUUGAUCAAUCCAUUAGAGCCCUGGUCUUAUGUAGCUAUUUGAUUGCAUGUGGAAAAACGAUACAGAUUUCAAUGGAAAGCGAAAAAUGCAAAUUACUUUGUGUAUGUAUAGUUGCAUAAGGUAUGUCUGUAAGGAAUUGCAAUCAGUGUCAUGCUACUUAAGUGUCUUGUAUAUUUGUAUUUGACAAGUGCACCAAAUUUUUAUAGCUCCUAAGGAGAUGAUUACAGUGCAUUUCUAAGUCAUAUGCAAUUUUAGGCUUACCGUGUAAUUAAAUGAACUUUUGAGCAAACCUCAUAUUUGAGUAGCCUCUUUCUUUUAUUCUAGGAAAGAAAAUUAAGUCUUCCAAUAAUCAGGCUGCCUAUGUGUAUGCAAACAUAAAAUUGUCCAAUCCAGAAACUCCCUCUUUUAAAAUGGGACCUAAUUCUUGAUUUUAGUCGUUACCUGAAAUAUAAGCCAUGAAAGUGUUAAUAGUAUAAGCAAUCUGUGCUGUAGAACAUACAGUGAAAGGUUCUUUACCUGUCGGUUACUAGAGAGUGUAAACAAACGAGUCAUAAGAAAGCGCAGAAGAACAGAACGUACAAACAGAAUGCAUGAUGUGUUCGAAAUAUAAAGCCUUGCAUGUAUUUCAGGCUGUAGCACAGAUUCCCCUCUUUAUAUGGAGGAAAAGUGUGA
This is a messenger RNA of Zootoca vivipara (common lizard), 8221 nucleotides long. It is a transcript of the gene GXYLT2, whose product is annotated as glucoside xylosyltransferase 2. Gene Ontology annotation, molecular function: UDP-xylosyltransferase activity. Lineage: Eukaryota; Metazoa; Chordata; Lepidosauria; Squamata; Lacertidae. Gene Ontology annotation, biological process: protein O-linked glycosylation via N-acetylgalactosamine. The record is from RefSeq and is a predicted model, not a curated record.